Messenger RNA from Zasmidium cellare ATCC 36951, 1152 nucleotides. RefSeq lists its product as uncharacterized. Gene Ontology annotation, molecular function: S-(hydroxymethyl)glutathione dehydrogenase [NAD(P)+] activity; zinc ion binding. Gene Ontology annotation, biological process: formaldehyde catabolic process. The record is from RefSeq and is a predicted model, not a curated record. Lineage: Eukaryota; Fungi; Ascomycota; Dothideomycetes; Mycosphaerellales; Mycosphaerellaceae. The coding region runs from base 1 to 1152 and encodes 383 amino acids. Gene Ontology annotation, cellular component: cytosol. The transcript has 2 exons.
AUGGCCACUGAAGUUCAAACCACCAACAUCAACACCCCAGCAUGGGUCGUCCACAAAGCCAAAGAAGACUUCAAACUCGAAGAAAUCACCCUCGACGAAAUGCAAGACCACGAACUCCUCAUCGAAAUGCUCUACUCAGGGAUCUGCCACACGGACAUCGUCUUCCAAACUGGCGCUUUAAACAUAUGCCCAUAUCCAGCCUGCCUCGGCCAUGAGGGCGCUGGGAUCGUUCGCGCUAUCGGAUCCAACGCCAACCGACCGGAUUUGAAGAUUGGCGAUAAGGUCCUGCUGUCGAUUAACUAUUGCAAGGAGUGUAAGUUUUGCAAGGACGAUCAUCCGGCGGAUUGUAUUCAUGGGACACGGUUGCAUUUGACGGGUGUGAGGCCUGAUGGCACGACGGCGGCGAAGUUGAAGGGGACGGAUACGAGUGUUAGUUUCCAUUUCUUUGGGCAGAGUAGUUUUGCCAAGUGGAGUUUUGUGCAGGAGAUGUGUUGUGUUAAGGUGCCGGAGGGAGUGAAGGAUGAGGAUAUUCCGUUUCUGGCGGCUAUGGGGUGUGGAUAUCAGACAGGCGCCGGAACUGUCGAAAACAUCUUGAAGCCAGAACCGGAUAGCUCGAUAGUCAUUUUCGGCUUGGGAACUGUGGGUUUGACCGCUCUGAUGGCAGCCAAAUAUAUGGGCGUGAAACGCAUCAUCGGGGUGGACAUCUUCGACCAUAAGAUGCCUCUGGCCAAGGAACUGGGAGCAACAGACACUAUCAACUCCAAAUCAGUGGACGACAUUGUGAAACAUAUCAAGGACUUGACCGAUGGCGGCGUGGACUACGCGGUAGACUGCACCGGCGUCCCGGCCGUCAUCGAGAACAUGUUGAACAUGCUAGCAAUGCGAGGGACAGCGGCGACAGUUGGCGUACCGCCUACCGGGGCUAAAAUCAACAUCGACCCGUUGGUGUUCUUGCUCGGGAGUCGGGGGUAUAAAGGGUGCAGAGAAGGCGACUCGAACCCGCCGGUGUACAUCCCGCAUCUCUGUCGUCUGCAGCGCGAUGGCAAGUUUCCGGUCGAGAAGCUCUGCAGAGUGUACGACUACAAGGACAUUGAGCAGGCGCUGCAUGAUCUUCACGAUGGGAAGGUGACGAAGCCGGUGAUCAAGUGGUAG